AGUUUGUUUAUUUUUUUAAAACUGCGUUGUAAACACUUGUACACCACAGUGCACAUCGGGUGUUAUUGGAGUAUUUAUAAGCUGUAAGUUAUAACCUUAUAUUUUGUUUAUUAUAUUGAAUAUUGUUUAUAAUUUCUUACAGUUCAUUAAAAAUGAACAGGAAACCUUUAAAAUACGAAGAAUUGGUUAAACUUAUAGAAGAAGGACUCUCAGAUAUAGAGUGUCUAAGCGGUGAGGAAGAUGAAUGUGAAAUUGAUUUAUGUGAACAAAGAGACGCAGGCGGUGAUAUCAGUGAUAACGAAGAGCUAGAGGUGAAUGCACACGAACCAACUGAUUUGGCUGAACACUCUGAAACUUUGGAAGACAACGAGACAGUACCCGUUGCAAAGAAAGGAAAAAUUGGUAAAAAAAUGCAAAAAAAUAUUUAUUAUGAAAAUAAUGAACUAACUCCACCCACAAAAAUUUGCUGGCGUAAGAAUGUGACGUAUAUAACACCAGAAAUAAAUUGGUACACACCUCCUAUUCCAGCAGAUAUUGACCUAGAAAGUCCUCUGUAUUUCUUUAGACAGUAUUUUACAAAAGAUUUGUUUGAACUUAUGACAGUCAAUACGAACCUUUUUGCAGUUCAGCAACACGCACGAUUUGCAGCAACAACUCAAAAUGAAUUAGAAGUAUUUGUUGGCAUGCAUAUUUUGAUGGGGAACUUGCCCUAUCCAAGACUUAAGUGUUACUGGGAAAAUAAACUACGUAUCCCAACUAUCGCCGAUGCAAUGCCUCGUGAUAGAUUUCACAAAUUGAGGUCAUUCUUACAUUUUGUGAACGUAGAAGAAAAACCACCUGAAUGCAAAGAUAGAUUUUGGAAAAUACGACCACUCUACAAUACAAUUCGGAAACGAAUAUUACAAUUGCCACUGGAAACCAAGUUGAGUAUUGAUGAACAGAUGGUUCCUUUCAAAGGAAGGUUAAAUGUAAAGCAAUGCAUGAAAAAUAAGCCCAGUUCUUGGGGGGUAAAAAUUUACACAUUAUGUGGAGCAAGUGGUGUUGUGUAUGACUUCAUAAUCUAUCAGGGGACUACAACAGAGUUCAAUUCUGAUCAAGUUGAAAUCUUUGGUGUGGGAGCCUCCGCAGUGCUCAAGCUGUCUGAACGAAUACAAUAA
Messenger RNA from Onthophagus taurus, 1157 nucleotides. Lineage: Eukaryota; Metazoa; Arthropoda; Insecta; Coleoptera; Scarabaeidae. The record is from RefSeq and is a predicted model, not a curated record.